Temnothorax curvispinosus is the source of this 505-nucleotide messenger RNA. RefSeq lists its product as uncharacterized. The annotation marks the transcript as partial. Lineage: Eukaryota; Metazoa; Arthropoda; Insecta; Hymenoptera; Formicidae. The transcript has 2 exons. The record is from RefSeq and is a predicted model, not a curated record.
AUUUAAAAAUCAAGCAUGGUAAUCAACCGUUGAAACAUAUGACCCGUUAUACAGUGGGUAAAAAAGUGAAUGACUUACAUAAUAAACAAGUCAGUGAAAUACGUAAAGCGAUGAACAGUGCACGUUACGUUUGCACAACAGCUGACAUUUGGACUGGUUCAAAUAGGAGAUUUCUAGGUGUUACUGCUCACUGGAUAAGAAAUAUUGACGAAAAAACUCUAGACAGAAAAUCGGCAGCUUUAGCAUGCAGGCGAUUUCCCGGAACUCAUUCGUUUGACAAUAUUGCGGAGAUGUUAGAAGGAAUCCAUACAACAUUUGGAUUAACAUGUGAUAAAAUUAUAGCUACAGUUACGGAUAAUGGAUCUAACUUUGUGAAGGCUUUCCAAGAAUUUGGUAUAGAUGACCCAGAAUGUUUUUCACAAGGUGAUUAAAAUAUUCAUAUGCGAUAAAGUUAAAAAGUACGGGCACGGCUAGGUUACGAAUCUAAUUAGGAAAAUAUGCCAUA